Messenger RNA from Parasteatoda tepidariorum (common house spider), 729 nucleotides. NCBI's taxonomy places the organism in Eukaryota, Metazoa, Arthropoda, Arachnida, Araneae, Theridiidae. The record is from RefSeq and is a predicted model, not a curated record.
AUGCCUCAAAAACCUGUCAAGAGAGGUUUAAAAGCGUGGAUGAUGUGUACUUCCUCUCUUGGCUCUCUUUUAAACUUCGAGGUUUAUUGUGGAAAGCAUGAUUGUAUUAAGAGAAGUGGUCAAGGAAUGGGUUAUGAUGUAGUGACUCAGCUCAGCAGCAUUUUAACGCCUGGAAAAAACUAUCAUAUUUAUUUUGAUAGGUAUUUCACGUGUAUCCCUCUGAUGAUGGACCUCAUAAAAAAAAAUUGGCUCUUGUGGAACUUCGAAUACUUGCCGAAAGAGUUGAAAAGCUGUAAGCUUGAAGAUGCUGGACAGUCUAAAGUAUUCCAGCCCGUUGAAUUUCCUAAUCUUUUGUGUACGGUCUGGAAAGAUAAAAAGAAAAUUUUUAUGUUGUCCACAACUAAAUCCGCGACUACCACAACUGUAAAUAGAAGAAUUGGUGGUACCGUCAGCUCACGCGAUUGUCCCACAGUGUUUUCAGAUUACAACAAGUUUAUGGGUGCUGUUGAUCUAGCAGAACAAAAGCGAAAAUACUAUGAAUCUGCGCGGAAAUCAAGAAAGUUGUUGUUAUAUGUGUUUUGGUUUUUGUUGGACACUGCUAUCUACAAUUCUUUAAAUAUUUAUUCGCUUUCACAGCCACCAACUAAUAAGGAACAUAAAAUAUUGUUGGACUUUAAAGUAAGUCUCAUCGAGGAAUUGUCCAAAGGAAUUCUAUUUCCCAUAGUCUGA